CAUUUUAGAUACGGUAAUAGUAACCCACCCAGAUCCGAUCCGAAACCCAACUAAUAAAAAUAGAGCAAGUGAGCAACCGUAUCACAAAACUACGUUACCCGCCUUCCCUCCUCCCCGAACUCUCAAAUUUUCACGGCGGCACUUCCCCCUCUCUUCCUUCCGGCGAAAACCCUAACUUCAAUUCCUCGCCCAAAACCGACCUAUUCUGCCCUAACACCAACCACUGUACGGAAAUUGUUGAAGCCCUUAAGGCCGAAGGGUAUCCUCAAUUCAAAAUCCCUCCUCAAUUUUCCCAUUUUACCCCCUUCGUUCUUCUGCAGCCCUGGUUGGCUCGGGCGAGUCGACUCGCCCUUGCUAGGCUUGGACUUUGCGUGCUUCUAUGCCGCCGAGUCGAAUUGUGCUGUUCAACAUUCGUUUAUAAUUGUUUUCUCAUUCGUUUUUGCCUGGCCUUUGCUGUUUUUCCUCUGCUGUCGGUGUUAGGUGCUUGUUUCUGCAGCCUGAAGAGUGGCAAGUGGGAGAGAUUGAGAGGGAAGGGAAUUUAGGUUUAAAUUUUUUUUGGAGAUGAGCUGAGCUGAGCUCAGGGUGAGCUUAAAAUGAGUAGACUAUCAAUUAGACCCCGUCCCCUCGACUUUAACAAGAAGCUGCCCAUUGUAAAAUCUGUCAAGGAUUUCGAGGAUGAUAUUGACACACCUACCAAUACCCGCAACUCCCAAAUUCUCCGGCUGCAAGCCGAAGCUACAGACACUGAGGUGCAGCAAGUUUCUGCAAAGAAAUUGGCUUCUGAAAUUCCUACUCCAGAGUUUGUAAUUGUAGAUACAUAUGAAAGAGACUAUUCACGCACUUUCAGUCAGCCAACGUCAUAUAUACAUGCAAGGGGAGCUCGGGCUGAAAUUGGAGAGUUUGUGGAGUAUGAUCUUGACAAUGAAGACGAAGAUUGGCUUCAUGAGUUCAAUAGAGAAAGAAAGAUCCUUCCUGCUGAAAAAUUUGAGACAAUCCUGUAUAAAUUGGAAGUUUUAGAUCACAAGUCUCGGGAAAGAGCAGGAGUAAUUACUCCAACUCUUGUAUCACAUAUCCCUGUGCUUCUCAGUUUUGAUGCUGCUGUUGAGGCUUUGCAAUCUAUUUCCACAACAUAUGGAGUUUUUCAGUCUAUAUAUAGCUACUGGAAAGAUAAGCGGGAACAUUGGCAGAAGCCCAUUCUUCGGCGCUUGCAGCCUCCUCCACCAGUUAAUGAUACCAACCCAUAUAAUGUAUUUAGGCCAAGGGAAAAGGCUCACAGACUCCACACAAGAAGGAUGCAAAGGAGGGAAAACAAUGUUCAAUCAUUUGAAAAGCUUCGCCAGGUUAGACGCAACCUUGAACAAGCAAAGACCAUUCUUGAGGCUCUUGUCAAGAGAGAAGAGAAAAAGAGGGAAGUUAUGGAGAGUGAAAUUAGCCUUCAGAGACUUCAAAUGAAACAUAAGAAUGAAACUGAGCUUCUUGAAGAUAGCUUGGCCCUACCAGGAUUUCAUUCCUUUCCUAGCAAGGUUGGUUCAAGUGAGGAUGAGUUUGUUGACUCGGAUGGUGUUGCUGCUAGCCGUCAACAUGUUCGGCCUUCUAUGGUACAAUCUAUGCCAUUCGCAGACUCAAAAAUGGUGGCAGUUUCCACUGGAAGCAUAAGACGGGAGUUCAAACGACGUCAGACCCCAUCUGGAUGGCUCCAAAAAUUGGAUCCUAAUGAGCCAGUUCUGCUGUUCACGAAACCUCUGGAUCCCGAGAAACUGGCAGCUGCAGGCAUUAUGCCACCAACAGAUUCAUCAAUGGCCAAUGUCAUAUCAGGACGCCCAUUUAAUUUCCGUGGACGAAUAGGCAGGGGUGGCCGACUGGUGUUUGACAGAUGGAAUCCACUUAUGCAUACUCCAAUUGAGUGCGGUGAUACUUUAUACCUACCACCAAAGCCCCGGCCAGCCACUCAUCAUCGCUGAUAUUAAAUGUUAUUUCCAGUUUCUGAACUCGGAAGAGUAUGCUCUCUGCUCUGGGUUCACCAUAGCUCAUUGUGCAAUUAACAUUGUAUUCUUCACUUCAAGGUUAGGAAAAAGAGCACCCUUUGUACAAUUAGUGGUAUUCUCGUGUUUUUUCGAGGCUAGUCGGUAGAAAGGAAGAGCCCGCCCAACAGAGCGUCUUUGUUGCGGAUGUAGCAACAUGAUGUUUGGAGUAAAUGCAUAGAUAGUGUAUGCUUUGUUGUAAAUGAAAUGGAAUUGCAUCAAGUGAAGUAGAGAAUAAUUUCUCCAUUGUGUUGUAAAUUCUGACAUUCUAAUAUUCUUUCUCAUCAGUUUCUCGUGGACCUUUAAAUUAUGCCAA
Molecule: messenger RNA, 2337 nt
Organism: Ipomoea triloba (trilobed morning glory)
Lineage: Eukaryota; Viridiplantae; Streptophyta; Magnoliopsida; Solanales; Convolvulaceae
Exons: 12
Coding region: 594-1961 (455 amino acids)
Biological process (GO): regulation of transcription by RNA polymerase II
Cellular component (GO): piccolo histone acetyltransferase complex
Source: RefSeq, a predicted model, not a curated record